AUGGAGCAAAGUCAAGAAGGACCCGAGGCGGCGGCGGCGCCUUUCCCGUCGAACCCCGAGGAGUUCGAUUCCGACGAGCGAAUAUCCUUCUCGAAGCUCGACAACAAGUUCCUGCUCGUCCAAGCCGACGGCGCCGAGUUCGAGUUUGACGACGCGCUGCGUAAAUGGCGGCCGGUAGUGGAUGAGGCGCUGCUGGAGGAGCAGCAGAAGGCUUACAUGGUGUCGGGCGUGGACGAGGCCGAGCCGGUCGAUGCGAUGAAGCGGAAACGCAAGAAGGAGUAUGUCAACGGGGAAGACGAAGGUGGACGUGCAAGCAAGGCGCCCAAGAAGGCAAAAGCGCCACUGCCCCCGCGACCCAAUACCGCAGUCUAUGUAACCGGCCUCCCGCACGACGCAACAGUUGCAGAAGUGCACGACGUCUUCUCGCGCAAGUGCGGGGUCAUCGCGGAGGAAAUCGACAGCGGCAAACCCCGGAUCAAGCUCUACACGGACGCGAAUGGGGCCUUCAAAGGCGACGCCCUUGUGGUGUUCUUUAAGGCUCCCUCGGUGCAGAUGGCCAUCACGCUGCUGGACGACACGGAGUUUCGAUUCGGGGAUCGGUCAAGCGGGAAGAUGCGGGUGCAGGCGGCCGAGAGCAGUUACAAGAAGGUGCAGCACACGGAUGGCGGUGAGGCUGGUAGCGCUGCCGAGACGGAGAAGAAGAAGACGAGUAUGAAGGACAAGCAGAAGAUCAUAAAGAAGACCCAGAAGCUCGAUGCGCGGCUAGCGGACUGGGGCGACGAGGAGCCGUCGAGCCUUGUCGAGACGAGCUCGCGCUGGGACAAGGUGGUUAUUCUAAAGCACAUGUUCACGCUGGAAGAGCUGGCCGAGGAUCCGGCUGCGAUACUGGACAUCAAGGAGGAUAUCAGGGAGGAGUGCAGUAAGCUCGGAGAGGUGACUAAUGUCGUGCUCUUCGACCUGGAGGAGGAGGGCAUUGCGAGUGUACGAUAUGCGAAUGGGGAGGCGGCCAAGGCGUGCGUGCGGGUGAUGGAUGGGAGGAGCUUCGCCGGCCAGAAGGUCGUAGCCUACAUCUCGGACGGCAAGGAGCAGUUCAAAAAGUCGAAGAAGAAGAUCGACGACGAAGAGGAGGCGGCGACUGACACGCCGUGA
Messenger RNA from Drepanopeziza brunnea f. sp. 'multigermtubi' MB_m1, 1149 nucleotides. RefSeq lists its product as uncharacterized. NCBI's taxonomy places the organism in Eukaryota, Fungi, Ascomycota, Leotiomycetes, Helotiales, Drepanopezizaceae. The record is from RefSeq and is a predicted model, not a curated record. Gene Ontology annotation, cellular component: U2 snRNP; U2-type spliceosomal complex. Gene Ontology annotation, molecular function: RNA binding. Gene Ontology annotation, biological process: mRNA splicing, via spliceosome.